CUCUCUCUCUCCUAAUUCCGUGUAAAGCACUCGCACCGCACCAAAUAAAUCUAAGCUCGCCUCCAUCCCCUCCCUCUCGACCUUGGGGAGAAGAAAAAGGAAGAAAGACGAACGAAUGGAAUCGACGCCGGUGAAUUGGGAAGCGCUGGACUCCCUCGUCCUAGAGUUCGCCAAGUCCGAGCACCUACUGGAGGACCCUUCUCCUUCAACUUCGCCAUCCUCUUCUCCUUCCUCCUCUUCCUCCUCUUCGUCUUCAUAUCGAUCGCGCCUUAUCAUCCGUCAGAUCCGGCGGUGCAUCGAGACGGGCGACGUAGAUGGAGCCAUCGACCAGUUGCGGCUUCACGUCCCGGCGGUCCUCGAUGACCACCGGAUUCUCUUCCGGUUGCAGAAGCAGAAAUUUAUCGAGCUUUUGAGGAGAGGGACGGAGAAAGAUCGAGAUUUGGCCAUUGAGUGCCUGCGGGUUGCUCUUGCUCCGUGCGCCCUGGAUGCUUACCCGGAAGCUUACGAGGAGUUCAAGCAUGUCCUCUUGGCCUUAAUAUUUGAAAAAGAAGAUCAAACCUCUCCUGUUGCAAAUGAGUGGUCUGAAAGGAGGAGAUUUGAUCUAGCUGGACUAUUAUCUUCAAUAUUAAGAGCUCAUUUACAUGCUUAUGAUCCCAUUUUUUCAAUGACUUUGAGAUACUUAAUAAGCAUUCACAAAGUAUUUUGCUUUCGUCAAGGCAUUUUAUCCCGUAUAUCAGAUCUCACUGAAAGGUUGCUGUUUGAGGAACGGGACCCACCUGCAACUCCUCAGGAGAGUUUGUAUGAAGCACCUCCUUUUGAUGAAGUUGAUAUUCAAGCUCUUGCACAUGCUGUGGAGCUAACAAGACAAGGAGCAGUUGAUAGCUUGAGAUUUGCCAAGGGCGAUUUAAAUCAAGCAUUUCAGAAUGAACUUUGCCGAAUGAAACUGGAUCUCUCAAUGCUUGAUAAGCUGGUUCAUGAGUAUUGUGUAUACAGGGGAAUUGUUGAUGGUGCUCCUAAUUCUUCACCAGAUUUUGCACAUAGUUCGUCCAGAAAUUGUUCUUCUCUUAGCAUAGAAUGUGGAAUUAGUAGACUCUCUGAUGGAGAAACUUCUGUGAACAAUGCUGACACUGGAGGUGCUCAAGAAACUUAUGCUGAUGCUGCGAGCAUGCAAGGAAUCGACGACACAAGAUUUGCAUAUGAAGUGACUAACAAUAAUGAAGAUUGCAGCACCAGUGAUGUCAACCAUCAAGAAACCUCUUCUAGAAGGUUACGGAGGAGUAGAAAUCAUGCAACUGGACAAAGGAGACGCAAGAGAUGGAGAGGACGGAUUGAGAAGCUAGAACUUGAUGCCUUCUUUCCUGAGUUUAAUAAACAAGAGUCCUUGUGUCCAGCCCUUCCUAGCAGUGAAGAUACACUUAGAGAAGAGCAGGACUCCAAAAUUCAUUCUUCCUUUGAGCGCUUCAACAAUAUCGGGGAUCACAAGUGUGAGAUUAUCCUAGAGAUGAGGGAAUUAGCAAAUAAAGGAAUGGCUGCAAAAGUUGUUGAGGAAAUAAAUGCCAUAGAUCCUGACUUUUUUACCGAAAAUCCUAUUCUACUAUUUCAACUGAAACAGAUUGAAUUUCUUACACUGGUCAAUGGUGGUGAUCAUGCUACAGCUCUUAAAGUUGCUUGCAGUCAUUUAGGUCCUCUGGCUGCAAGCAAUCAAGCUUUGCUGAAGCCUCUAAAGGAAACUUUGUUGGCUUUGCUUAGGCCUAGUGAAGAUGCACUUACGAAAGGGAUACCCUUGCCUGUCCUUGCAACUUCCCUCCAGGUUGCGAUGGGUAGGAGGCUUGGCAUUGAAGAACCACAGCUGAUGAAGAUAAUGAGAACAACACUUCAUACACAUACUGAAUGGUUUAAGCUUCAGAUGUGCAAAGACCGGUUUGAACAACUCCUCAAAAUAGAUCAGUUGAAAGAAGUUGAGGCUUCCAUGCAUAGUGAUACAAUGUCCAGGGCGUUUGGAGAUGACUGUAAUAAUGGGUCUUCUCAAGUUACCAUAUGUUCAAGCAGCAAGAUACCAGAAGACGGUAGCAGUCCUCAAGUAUCAUCUAGUGAAACUGUUUAUGAUGAAAAUGCAAUACUUAAAGUCAUGGAAUUCCUGGCGUUGCCGAGGGCUGAUGCCAUCCAUCUUCUCAUGCAGUACAAUGGGAAUGCGGAGACCGUUAUUCAACAAAUAUUUUCUUAGCCUGUUAUGUAAAACUGCAAUGCAGACUCUUCUACAUUGUUUAUUCAUAAAUACAUUUGUUUAUUCAUUUGUUUCAUAGCCUGAUAGCGUCCGCUACACUUACGAAGUCUGCUGGUGUGCCCAGAUGUCCAUCUGCUCUACCACCAACUUGUAUAAUCCUAUAGUUUGUAUGAAUGCUUCAAAGCUCUGUUUAUAGACUCCAUAAGAAUUUCUCAGACACAAUAAUUUGUAUAAGACUAAAUUCUUAAUAAUACAUGCUGGAAUCUAGACCAUAAGAGUUGCUUCCU
Phoenix dactylifera (date palm) is the source of this 2511-nucleotide messenger RNA. RefSeq names its product Ran-binding protein in the microtubule-organising centre protein. NCBI's taxonomy places the organism in Eukaryota, Viridiplantae, Streptophyta, Magnoliopsida, Arecales, Arecaceae. The record is from RefSeq and is a predicted model, not a curated record.